UUUGAAACUUGGCAGCAGGCACUAGGCAGUUCAUCGACAGUUCGACAGCUAUACUCGACAGACCUUUGCAGCUGUUCUAAAUUGGUUGUUGCUUAUCUUUGUAUCGCGUUUUAUUGUCUUUGGUAAUAAUACUCGUGGCGCUGUGUUCUACGAAAUAAUUCAGUAGAAUAUUUCAUUAUAAACCAUUUUUGUGGAAACAAAGGACUCUGGAAGCAAAAGUGAUUUCUAUUUCGUGACGUAAUUGGAUCGCACACAAAUUGUGAACGUGAAACUCAAGAAGAUAAUUAUUGUUCAUAUGCCAUAAAAAGUGUGUGCGAAUGGUGUACGUUUUUCCCUAAGCCCGUGUAGUUCACAUAGCAAAAUGUGGGAAGUGGAUUCUGACACGGGAUCUCAAAGUGCGUCGUCGGAUGGAAUUCGACGGAGGCAAGGAUGGGAUCCCGAGGCCGAGAGUCUUGCUUCUCAAAUAGACGAACUUGACGAAGUCCUAGCUGAAGAGGAGGAAGGAUGCCCUCUACCAUCCACCCCCGAAGAUCAGCAUUUACUCGACGCGGAAAUGGCUGAAGUUCUGAAAGCUGGCGUAUUAUCCGACGAAAUAGACCUUGGAGCGCUCGCCCAUAACGCCGCGGAACAAGCCGAGGAAUUCGUUCGCAAAGUAUGGGAGGCAUCGUGGAAUGUUUGCCACUUCAGACACCUGCCGCGUUGGCUGCAAGACAAUGAUUACCUUCACAAAGGACACAGGCCACCGCUACCCUCUUUCAGUGCGUGUUUCGCUUCGAUUUUCCGAAUUCAUACAGAAACUGGCAAUAUUUGGACCCAUUUGCUCGGAUGCAUUGCUUUCAUCGGCGUCGCAAUAUACUUCGUCACACGGCCUUCGAUUGAGAUUCAAAUGCAAGAAAAGAUGAUAUUCGGUGUGUUUUUCAUUGGCGCCAUAGUCUGUCUAGGCUUUUCAUUUGCUUAUCACACACUUUACUGUCAUUCAGAAAUGGUUGGAAAAUUAUUCUCUAAACUGGAUUAUUGUGGAAUAGCACUGCUCAUAAUGGGUUCAUUUGUUCCUUGGCUGUACUACAGCUUCUACUGCCAUUAUAGACCGAAGAUAAUUUACCUAUCAGUUGUAGUGGUAUUAGGUAUACUAUCAAUAAUAGUAUCACUAUGGGAUAGAUUUUCUGAGCCCCGUCUGCGGCCACUUAGAGCUGGAGUGUUCAUGGGCUUCGGCCUCUCCGGUGUAGUUCCUGCAAUUCAUUACGGCAUUACAGAAGGGUGGUUGAGCCAAGUCAGCAAGGCGUCCUUAGGCUGGCUGGUUCUUAUGGGCCUGCUGUACAUCUUGGGAGCAAUGUUCUAUGCUCUCCGUGUUCCUGAGCGCUGGUUCCCCGGCAAGUGCGACAUCUGGUUCCAGUCGCACCAGAUCUUCCACGUGCUGGUGAUUGUCGCCGCCUUCGUCCACUACCACGGUAUCAGUGAGCUCGCUUCAUAUCGAGUGACUGUUGGAGAGUGUUCAAUGCCCCAAUCUUCAAUUGCAUUCUAGCCCGACCCUUUACCAAAUGUGAUAGUAGACCGUAGAUAAAUUUAAGUAAAACACAAAUUUUCAAUAGUUUCACUGUAUAUUUUUCACAAUUGUUUUUAACACAUUUUUACCUAGGUUUUUUACAAAAAUAAUAAAAUAAAUGAUCAAAUUUGCAGUGAGGCUGUUUGUGCAAUACUAAGAAAACAUCAGUUUGUAUUGUCAGAUUUUGUAAGUUGAGGAUUGAUUACAUAGUUAAUUUUGUAUUUCUAUUAUUUUAUUUAUUUCUCCUUAGACUGGUUAGUUUUUAUUAGAACCUUUAUGAAACUGUAGUGAAAAAAGCACAUAAUAUAAUUUGUGUACUCUCUUCUUGACACAAUAAGCUUUACUUUAAAUUUUAUUUAUGUGUUGAAUAUUUUAUCAUUAUGUACUUAAUUUAUGUAUCUUGCACUAAUUAGAAUAAUUUGUGGUAGUUAGUAGUUGACGACCACAUGUGACCUAUAUUUUUUUCUGUAUUGUAAAGAUUUUAUCUUUCUUUUAUCCAAAAACCUACUGUUUUACUUGUCUUCUAUAUUGUUGUAUGUGUUGAAUGUUGUAUGACCUUAACACAGCUUUUUUGAAUCUCUAUAUUUUUAUUUAACAAUUUUUGAUAUUGUUUAUAUUUCAAUAGAACUCUGUAAUGUAUAUUAACCCAUUGAGCUCCAAGCGGCCCGAUCGGUCCCAGACACAAUAGAUUUUCUAUUGUGUCUGUGGUUCCAGGGCCUGAGUAAUUAAAACAUAGUCAUCCAAUGUUAUUAUUUUCUUAGUCUUCAUAUUUCAUUCAGAAACAUUCCAUUUUACUUGAGAUUAUUUUUCUAACUACAUUGAAUCAAAUUAAUGAACAUUUUCAAAUUGCAUGUGUGGUCUAUGCUAGGUGUAAUUAAAAAAAAUUAUAUUCUAAAUUGUUGUAAGUGUUCAUGAAUAUAAAGAUUUUAUGAAAAGAAAAUAAAUAAAAAAAACUUGGUGUAGAUUAAAAGUAUUGAGCUCUGUUCUCGUGAAAGUACAUUAUCAUAGGUAUAUUGGAAAAAUUAAAGAAAAAGUAUUUUAAUUACUAAAACAAAAAUAUUAGGAGCUCAUAGUUUCGUUUUUGUAUGAGACUUAUAAAUUGCACUUGUAAGUAUUGAUAUGUAUGUAUGUUGGUUAGGCUUUCUCGACAACUCUUGGAAAUUGUAUACUUGUCAACUUUGAGUCUGUUUAUGACUGAUGAUAAAAGACAAUAUUUUUCACAAUGUUUAAUUAUACAGAUAAUUUGUUUAUGAAGCAAUUUUUUAAAUCUUUGCUACAUAAUUUACGUAAAAUUUCUUUCAAUUAGGAUUGUAACAAUCCAGUCUCUUUAAUUUGUUGCUAGUUAUAAUUAUUAUAAUUAAUAUAAAAAUUUAAUUGUGUAGAUAUUGUCGCUUUCAUUGUUUGUUUAAACUUUGUUAAACCUUUUCUUGUUUUAAAUGGGAUAAAAUGUGAUUAUGGAAUAAAUAAUUUGGAAAAAUC
Molecule: messenger RNA, 3022 nt
Organism: Colias croceus (clouded yellow)
Lineage: Eukaryota; Metazoa; Arthropoda; Insecta; Lepidoptera; Pieridae
Gene: AdipoR
Product: adiponectin receptor protein
Exons: 1
Coding region: 362-1522 (386 amino acids)
Biological process (GO): adiponectin-activated signaling pathway
Cellular component (GO): plasma membrane
Molecular function (GO): signaling receptor activity
Source: RefSeq, a predicted model, not a curated record